This is a messenger RNA of Desarmillaria tabescens, 1501 nucleotides long. RefSeq lists its product as uncharacterized. Gene Ontology annotation, molecular function: RNA polymerase II cis-regulatory region sequence-specific DNA binding; DNA-binding transcription factor activity, RNA polymerase II-specific. Lineage: Eukaryota; Fungi; Basidiomycota; Agaricomycetes; Agaricales; Physalacriaceae. Gene Ontology annotation, biological process: regulation of DNA-templated transcription. The record is from RefSeq and is a predicted model, not a curated record. The transcript has 4 exons. Bases 81 to 1085 code for a protein of 334 amino acids.
CUCAUCCUUCGCUGCCUCCCUUCCCCUUCACAGCCUACUAGUCCCUUGUCCCGUCCUUGCAUUACCCAUCCUCGACCAAGAUGCCUCGCGUCUCCUCAAAUAAAUCGAACAAGAGAGUCCAAUGCAAAGUUUGCUUCAAAGAAUACGCCGACGCGACUGGCCUUAGCCGCCACUCCAAGAUCCACCGCCCAAACGCUGAAAACCUCAAGUUGAGAUGCCCUGUCUGUCCCUAUCGCGCCUGGCAAAAAGGCGGCAUGAAAGAUCAUAUCCGUGCGCAACAUACCGGAGAGAAGCCCUUCACAUGCCCUGCCCCAGACUGCACUUACGCUGCGUCCAGUCCUGCGUGCCUCUAUCGUCACAAAAAAAAGUGCGAGAAGCUGAACGCUCCUCCCGAAUUCAUGCAACAGCCACUUCCCCCCAAACAGCUCCUCCCCGCUGUCGACGCUGGAAUGCCACUCGAAGAGGUCACCACAUCCAUGACAUUCCCUCAAUCGAACGUCGAAUCUUGGUCCUCUGAGGACCUCGUGCCAUCUUCGACAUUAUCGCAAUCUGACGUAGAUGGCAUUUUGAGUUCCUUCACGAUCUCCUCUUCGCAUGCAAACCACUCGCCUUCUCCCGAAAUGGUCACCUCGACGUCAGCUACACACGAUUCGUUGUUCAUGAAUACGAACGGCGGCGGCUUCACGGAUCCGUUCUUCCUCGACACCACCUUCUCUGUUGCAUCACCUACAUGGUCGGAUUUCGGCUCGCCGGUGUCGUCGACAUCCUCCGCUACCGAUGAGCGGCUUUCACCCCCCUUCGGCUUUGAUUUCGAUCAAUCCUUGAUAUCUAGCUUCUCGUGGGACAACUCGAUGUCCACAAGCUCGAGCCCGUUGAACUUUGAUGUCACCGAGACCCAUUUUUCCCCUGACUCUCCCUUCUCAUCGACAUCCCCCAAAAAUGAACGGUUAUCACCUGCCCUGUCGUUCGAUUCGUCGAUGGAGGAUUUCUCCUUCUUUCCGUAUGAGCAACUCUCCACACCACCGUUCUUCCAAGCGGAGCAAUCGUCAUCGCCAUCGCCGUCCGCAUUCGACUUGAUGUUUUAAAGCUCGAAGCAGAGCCUGAACUCUUUCUCCUUUGUCUAACCUCCCUUGUACGACACGGACAUUCUCUGUUUCAUCUCCCUUAUUGUUUUUUUAUUCAUCUAAAUCAUACCCUUCGCAUUAAUCCCAAUUUUUUAUUGUUACUUAAAACAACAUUUCUACAUUGUCCAUAGAAUAUUGAAAAGAUAUAUCUUUCGCUCAACGAAGCGCCACUAGCUGUCCACAAAUAAGAAUAGACCGGUAUACUAGAACGACGGUUCAGGAGUAACUCUGCAGCGACAGAGAGGUAGCCGCGGAGGAUACCCAUCUAGUUCUAACGAUGAUACGCAGAUAACAUCUGAGCGACCUUAGAACGCCGUAAGGCAGAACGAAGCCUUCGAUGUAUCCAAUUGUACAGUACGAGCACGCGUCUCAGUCUU